Messenger RNA from Linum tenue, 891 nucleotides. Lineage: Eukaryota; Viridiplantae; Streptophyta; Magnoliopsida; Malpighiales; Linaceae. The record is from the annotation of a GenBank genome assembly.
AUGGAAUACCAAACACCACUGCCACCAGCAGAAGCAGAAGCAGCAGCGAAAAACGACUUUCCAGGGGAAGGAAACGAGACACGAAUGAUAAUGGCAGCACUCUCCACCCUCCCUCCCCACAACCUCGCCGCCCUCACCUCCUCCAUCCUCUCCCUCGCCGACGCCCGCCGCCGCCGCCUCUCCGCCCUCCUUACCUCCCCCGCCGCCUUCUCCCUCGCCCUCGCCCACCUCCACUCCCUCUCCCUCCCUCAAAAAACCCACCUCGUCGCCAAACACCUCCUCUCCUCCCUCCACCACCUCACCUCCCACUUCUCCCCUCCCCCUCCGCCGCCGCCCGCCGCCUUCUUCCACCACCGCGACGCCGACGCCGCCCUCCUCCUCCUCCUCCUCUGCGACCUCCUCCACCGCCACCCGGACCUCCUCGACGCCACACCCUACGACCACUGGCGCCUCGCCCUCGCCGCCCACUACCGCGCCGGCUCCGUCCUCUCCCACCGCGAGAUCGGCGUCUUUUACGGCGGCGUUUUGACCCCCUACGUCGAGCUGGUGUCGAGGUGCUGGAGGUUCGUGACGGGAGAUGGGCGGGGGGAGAAGAAGGCGGAGGCGCCGGCUGCUCCGGCGGCGGUGGUGGCCCUGCCGUCGGUGGACGGCGGCGGCGGAGGCGGAGGAGGGGAGUGCGUGGUUUGUAAGGAGGCGAUGGAGGAAGGGAGAGACGUGUGUGAGUUGCCCUGUCGCCAUUUGUUCCAUUGGAGCUGUAUUCUUCCGUGGCUGGUGAAGCGGAACACCUGCCCGUGCUGCCGGUUCCAGCUGCCCACGGAGGAUGUUGGCGGCGAGAUCCGACGGCUGUGGGGCUUUCUCGUCGACGCCGCUGGCUGUGGGGCAGCCGUCUGA